This is a messenger RNA of Cornus florida, 1466 nucleotides long. Its product is annotated as NAD(P)H-quinone oxidoreductase subunit 1, chloroplastic-like. The transcript has a single exon. Bases 1 to 567 code for a protein of 188 amino acids. Gene Ontology annotation, biological process: aerobic respiration. Lineage: Eukaryota; Viridiplantae; Streptophyta; Magnoliopsida; Cornales; Cornaceae. Gene Ontology annotation, cellular component: membrane. The record is from RefSeq and is a predicted model, not a curated record. Gene Ontology annotation, molecular function: NADH dehydrogenase activity.
AUGAUAAUUGAUACAACAGAAGUACAAGCUAUCAAUUCUUUUUCCAGAUUGGAAUCGUUAAAAGAGGUCUAUGAGAUCAUAUGGAUGCUUGUCCCUAUUUUGACUCUUGUAUUAGGAAUCACAAUAGGUGUACUAGUAAUUGUUUGGUUAGAAAGAGAAAUAUCAGCAGGAAUACAACAACGUAUUGGACCUGAAUAUGCCGGCCCUUUGGGAAUUCUUCAAGCUCUAGCAGAUGGGACAAAAUUACUUUUCAAAGAGAACCUUCUUCCAUCUAGAGGAGAUCCUCGUUUAUUCAGUAUCGGACCAUCCAUAGCAGUUAUAUCAAUUUUACUAAGUUAUUUAGUAAUUCCUUUUGGCUAUCGCCUUGUUCUAGCCGAUCUCAGUAUUGGUGUUUUUUUAUGGAUUGCUAUUUCAAGUAUUGCUCCUGUUGGACUUCUUAUGUCAGGAUAUGGAUCAAAUAAUAAAUAUUCCUUUUUAGGUGGUCUGCGAGCUGCUGCUCAAUCAAUUAGUUAUGAAAUACCAUUAACUCUAUGUGUGUUAUCAAUAUCUCUACGUGUGAUUCGUUGAGACAAAAACUUUCCCUAUUUCCUUGCUUUAUAGGAAAGAAGUUAAAUGCGUUGAAUACAUAUUUUCAUAUUUUUUAUUCAACAUUUGGGUUAAUGAAUUAAACCAGAUAGUUAUAUGAGUGAGAAAAACAGCUUUUAAAUUCGCAGUAAAAAGAUUGAGUCUCAUUUCCUAUGUACAAGAGUUAAGUGAAAGUAAACAUAAACAGUAGAGGCUGCUUACCCCAAGAUUGGUUGAUUAGUCAUCAUGUCUUGAAGCGGGUUCAAAAGAUCAACUGGAUGGGGUUUUUAUUAUUUAUUACCAGACAUGUAUUAUUAUAAUGGGGGAUUGGGCAAAAAUGAGUGGAUGGUUAGGAACACCAAGGUACACAAAGGAUUAGUAAUAGAGAUUAUGUAAGUUAUCCAACAGGAUAUUUCUGCAUAAAAGGAAUUCUAAUUGGGACUUUAAGUUGGUAGAAACGAUCAAGCAGUACUCCCCACGAUUCCGAUCCAGAGUAUGCUCCUAUCCACCGAUUCGGUAAAUAACUAUCAGGAACGAAGUAAUCCUCUAUUUAUUUUUUUUGAAAGCCCCCCUUUUCUGAGAAAGGAGAAUAGGAACGAAAAAAUAAAUAAAAUAGAAAGAAUUUCAUUGCAAUAGAAAAAAGGAAAAAUCUUUUUUUAUUCUUUCUUUCCUAUAUACAUAUUUAGAGAGACGGGCUUUUUAUCAUGAUUCAUGAACUAAUGUAAUGUCUAAUUCUUUAACUAAUGUAAUGUCUAAUUCUUUUUCGUAAUUGAAAAUGGUAGGUUGAAAUAUGUAUGGAUAUUGCUACAAAAAGUAUUUUAUUGAAAGAUUAAGUUAUUACUCAUACACAACAAAAAAAGAAAAAUUAUUAAAAGAUGAGAUCAAUUCAGAAGCACUUUUUU